Messenger RNA from Acanthopagrus latus (yellowfin seabream), 3063 nucleotides. RefSeq names its product phosphodiesterase 11a (gene pde11a). The transcript has 20 exons. The coding region runs from base 1 to 2829 and encodes 942 amino acids. Gene Ontology annotation, molecular function: protein binding; 3',5'-cyclic-nucleotide phosphodiesterase activity. The record is from RefSeq and is a predicted model, not a curated record. Gene Ontology annotation, biological process: signal transduction. Lineage: Eukaryota; Metazoa; Chordata; Actinopteri; Spariformes; Sparidae.
AUGGCAGUACCAAAUAUGGUGUUCUCUGACGUGGAAACUUUUCUGGACUCGCAUCCCGAGUUAUUCGAGGACUACCUGAACAGAAAGGGGAAUUAUAGCAUGGUGGAGAAAUGGCUCAAGAAUCACCAGGCGAGCAAAAGUCCGGCGGCUCCUGCUCCAGCUCCUGCCCCAGCUCCUGCCCCAGCUCCUGCUCCUGCCCCAGCUCCUGCUCCUGCCCCAGCUCCUGCUCCCUCCGAGCCGAGAGACGAGAAGAGCAACGCGUGCAAGGACAGCUGGGCGAGCAAAUGUGACGGUCUGCAGCGGAGAGCCUCGCAGAAGGAGCUGCGCAAAACUUUCGCCAGAUCCAAGGCCAUCAAUGUCAACAGGACAUACGACGAGCAUGUGAAUUCCAGGGCCCAGGAGCCCCUGACGAGCAUGAGGAGGAGAGCGCUGCUGAGGAAAGCCAGCUCUCUGCCCCCGACCACUGCGCACAUACUGAGCGCGCUGCUGGAGUCCAGAGUCAACAUCCCCCAGUACCCGUCCACAGCCGUGGAUUUUAAAUAUUACCUCAAAGAGCACAACGAGAGAGAGUUCUUCCUGGAGCUCGUGAAAGACAUAUCCAACGACUUGGAUCUAACGAGUCUCAGCUACAAAAUCCUCGUGUUCGUUUGUAUUAUGGUCGACGCGGACCGGUGCUCCUUGUUUUUGGUGGAGGGGACGGGCAACAAGAAGACACUAGUGUCCAAAUUCUUUGACGUGCACGCGGGCACCACAGUUUUGCCCUCAAUGAAUUCAGACGAGGUGCAGGUGCCGUGGGGGAAAGGGAUCAUUGGAUAUGUGGCCGAACACGGAGAGACAGUGAACAUCCCUGACGCAUAUCAGGAUCGUCGGUUCAGCGAUGAAAUCGACAAGCUGACAGGGUACAAAACCAAGUCCCUCCUGUGCAUGCCCAUUCGCAACAGUGACGGAGAGAUCAUUGGAGUCGCUCAGGCCAUCAACAAGUCUUCGAGUGGGGCGCUCUUCACUGAAGACGAUGAAAAGGUGUUGCAGAUGUACCUGCCCUUCUGUGGCAUUGCGAUCUCCAACGCCCAACUCUUCGCUGCCUCGAGGAAGGAGUACGACAGGAGCCGGGCACUCCUGGAGGUAGUCAAUGACCUGUUUGAAGAACAGACUGACCUGGAGAAGAUUGUCAGGAAGAUCAUGCACCGUGCCCAGACAUUGCUAAAGUGCGAGCGCUGCUCUGUUCAGCUGCUCGAGGACAUUGAGUCACCGGUGGUGAAGUUCACCAAGUCCUUCGAGCUCCUAUCACCAAAGUGUAGCGCAGACACAGAAAGCAGUUUCAAAGACAGUAUGGAGAAAUCGUCUUACUCAGACUGGCUCAUCAACAACAGCAUUGCAGAGCUGGUAGCUUCCACGGGACUGCCCGUGAACAUCAGCGAUGCCUAUCAGGAUCCUCGCUUUGAUGCUGAGGCAGACCAGUUCUCAGACUUUCACAUCCGCUCUGUGCUUUGUGUCCCUAUAUGGAACAGCAACCACCAAAUCAUUGGUGUCGCCCAAGUGCUGAACAGGCUUGAUGGGAAACCAUUCGAUGACGCAGACCAGCGUCUCUUUGAGGCGUUUGUGAUCUUUUGUGGGCUCGGCAUCAACAACACCAUCAUGUACGACCAGGUGAAGAAGUCCUGGGCCAAGCAGUCGGUGGCUUUGGACGUGCUGUCUUACCAUGCCACUUGCUCCAAGACCGAAGUUGACAAAUUCAAGGCCGCCAACAUCCCCCUGGUCUGCGAGCUGGGCAUCGAUAAGCUCUCCUUUGACGACUUCUCUCUGGACGUCGACGCCAUGAUCACGGCCGCCCUGAGGAUGUUCAUGGAGUUGGGAAUGGUGCAAAAAUUCAAGAUCGACUACGAGACGCUGUGCAGAUGGCUGCUGACUGUCAGAAAAAACUACAGGAUGGUUCUCUAUCACAACUGGAGGCACGCCUUCAACGUCUGUCAGUGCAUGUUCGCCAUGCUUACGACGGCAGGCUUCCAGGAGACUCUGACGGAGGUGGAGAUCUUAGCGCUUAUUGUAGGUUGUGUGUGCCACGACUUGGACCACAGGGGCACCAACAAUGCUUUUCAGGCCAAGACGGGCUCAGCCCUCGCUCUGCUUUAUGGGACCUCUGCUACGCUGGAGCACCACCACUUCAACCACGCUGUUAUGAUCCUGCAGAGCGAGGGUCACAAUAUCUUCUCCAACCUCUCGUCCACAGAGUACAGUGACCUCAUGCAGCUGUUGAAGCAGUCGAUCCUGGCCACAGACCUCACGCUCUACUUCGAGAACAGAAACACGUUCUUCGAGCUGGUCAGCAACGGAGAGUACAACUGGAACGUGAAGGCUCACAGGGACAUGUGCAGAUCCAUGAUGAUGACAGCGUGUGACCUCGGCGCUGUCACUAAACCCUGGGAGAUAUCGCGCAAGGUGGCAGAGCUGGUGACCAGCGAGUUCUUCGAGCAGGGCGACAGAGAGAGAUCGGAGCUGAAGCUCACGCCCUCUGCCAUCUUCGAUCGGAACAGGAAGGACGAGCUGCCAGGGCUUCAGCUGGGCUGGAUUGAUGGAAUCUGCUCACCGCUGUAUGAGACUCUGGUCAAGUUGAAUCCCAAACUCCAGCCGAUGCUUGACAUGAUAAAAGCCAACAGGUCCAACUGGGAGGAACUGAACAAGAAGAGACAGCGUGGCCAGAGCAUCUCAGGGCCGGCGAGCCCCUGCGGCGGCGACAGCACAGAAGCAGGCGGCUGCAGCGUGGCCAAAACGGGCAGCGCCCCCUGCUGCAGCGGCGACGCCGACGGCGCACCAUCAAAGCCCGUCAGUUAGCUUCCGACCUCCGAGCUGAUCUCUUAUAGGCUUCUUUCCUCGUAAAUGCAGCCUGCAAAAGAGGCAGUGCAGUGCAUGCAGAGGUUCUUGGGCUCUGCUCCUCUUCGCUUUUGCUACUAGAGAUGAGCUUUAGACUUGAGCGCGGCGCUAUCAUAGAAGUUUUUCUGCUCCCUUCGGCCUUCCCGCACUGAAGGCUGACAGAGCCGGGUUUGGCGAUCUUGUCAGAGCAGCUGC